Molecule: messenger RNA, 2413 nt
Organism: Orycteropus afer afer
Lineage: Eukaryota; Metazoa; Chordata; Mammalia; Tubulidentata; Orycteropodidae
Product: heat shock 70 kDa protein 1-like
Biological process (GO): protein refolding; cellular response to unfolded protein
Cellular component (GO): blood microparticle; vesicle; cytoplasm
Molecular function (GO): misfolded protein binding; ATP-dependent protein folding chaperone; ubiquitin protein ligase binding
Source: RefSeq, a predicted model, not a curated record
UCCAAACUGGAGCGGAGCCGGCAGGGAAAUAGGCCUAGGAAAACCAUGGCUGCUACUAAGGGAAUGGCCAUCGGCAUUGACCUGGGCACCACCUACUCCUGUGUGGGGGUGUUCCAGCACGGCAAGGUGGAGAUCAUUGCCAAUGAUCAAGGCAACCGCACCACCCCCAGUUACGUGGCCUUCACUGACACCGAGCGGCUCAUUGGGGAUGCGGCCAAGAACCAGGUAGCCAUGAAUCCCCAGAACACUGUCUUUGAUGCCAAGCGUUUGAUUGGAAGGAAAUUUAAUGAUCCUGUGGUGCAAUCAGAUAUGAAACUUUGGCCUUUUCAAGUAAUCAAUGAUGGGGGUAAGCCCAAGGUUUUGGUAUCGUACAAAGGAGAAAAUAAGGCUUUCUAUCCUGAGGAAAUCUCUUCCAUGGUACUGACUAAAAUGAAGGAGACUGCAGAAGCAUUUUUGGGCCACUCUGUCACCAAUGCUGUGAUCACCGUGCCAGCCUAUUUUAAUGACUCUCAACGCCAGGCCACUAAGGAUGCAGGUGUGAUUGCAGGACUCAAUGUACUAAGAAUCAUCAAUGAACCCACAGCUGCUGCCAUUGCCUAUGGUUUAGAUAAGGGAGGUCAGGGAGAGCGACAUGUCCUGAUCUUUGAUUUAGGGGGAGGCACAUUUGACGUGUCCAUCCUGACUAUAGAUGAUGGGAUUUUUGAGGUGAAGGCCACAGCUGGGGACACCCACCUGGGUGGGGAGGACUUUGACAACAGGCUGGUGGGCCACUUUGUGGAGGAGUUCAAAAGGAAACACAAAAAGGACAUCAGCCAGAACAAGCGAGCUGUGAGGCGGCUGCGCACCGCCUGUGAGAGGGCCAAGAGAACCCUGUCGUCCAGCACCCAGGCCAACCUGGAGAUUGACUCCCUGUUUGAGGGUAUAGACUUCUACACUUCCAUCACCAGAGCUCGGUUUGAAGAGUUGUGUGCAGAUCUGUUUAGGGGCACCUUGGAGCCAGUGGAGAAAGCUCUUCGUGAUGCCAAGAUGGAUAAGGCUAAAAUCCAUGACAUUGUUUUAGUGGGGGGCUCCACUCGUAUCCCCAAGGUACAGAGGCUGCUGCAGGACUACUUUAAUGGUCGUGAUCUCAACAAGAGCAUCAAUCCUGAUGAAGCAGUCGCCUAUGGAGCUGCAGUACAGGCAGCCAUUUUGAUGGGUGACAAGUCUGAAAAAGUACAAGACCUGCUUUUGUUGGAUGUGGCUCCCUUGUCCCUAGGUUUGGAGACGGCUGGGGGCGUGAUGACUGCCCUGAUCAAGCGCAACUCCACCAUCCCCACCAAACAGACGCAGAUCUUCACCACCUACUCAGACAACCAGCCUGGGGUGCUGAUCCAGGUGUACGAGGGUGAGAGGGCCAUGACCAGGGACAACAAUUUGCUAGGGCGCUUUGAUCUGACUGGAAUCCCUCCUGCACCCAGGGGAGUACCUCAGAUUGAGGUGACCUUUGACAUCGACGCUAAUGGUAUUCUUAAUGUCACAGCCAUGGACAAGAGCACAGGCAAGGCCAACAAGAUCACUAUCACCAAUGACAAGGGCCGCCUGAGCAAAGAGGAGAUUGAGCGCAUGGUUCUGGAUGCUGAGAAAUAUAAAGCUGAAGAUGAGGUCCAGAGGGAAAAAAUCACUGCAAAAAAUGCCUUAGAAUCCUAUGCUUUUAACAUGAAGAGUGCUGUGUCUGAUGAAGGCUUGAAGGGCAAAAUUAGUGAGUCUGAUAAAAAGAAAAUACUGGAUAAAUGCAAUGAAGUCCUUUCGUGGCUGGAGACCAAUCAACUGGCUGACAAAGAUGAGUUUGAUCAUAAGAGAAAAGAAUUGGAGCGUGUGUGUAACCCAGUCAUUACAAAACUUUACCAGGGAGGAUGCACUGGACCUGCCUGUGGAAUAGGGAACCCCUCUGGAAGGUCUGCUGCAGGCCCCACCAUUGAAGAAGUAGAUUAAUUUCAUCUGGAAACUGGAGGGUUCUAGGGUCCCUGUAAGAUGAAUUUUGUUUCCCUUAUCUUCACACAUUCUUAUGAUUCUUGAAUUGACUGGACCUAUACCUAAGUUUACCAUCUCUUUGGGAUUCUGAUGAAGGAGUUUUUUACACCAUCUUUUCACAUAAAGGUCCUUUUUACUGAUUCUGGAAUAAGACUCUUAGGAAAACUAGACCCUCUUUGAACCAUUUGAGGAAUUUGAAUGUCUGUUAUUUAUUUCUGCCUAGCCCCAACUUUCUUCUUUCUGUGUGGAUGGUUGUCAUUCAUUAAAUUUGUUCCAAAAGCAAAUGAUUUCUGGUGUCGUAGGCUGUGUAUAUCUUGAAAAGCAAUAAAAAGAGCUCCUGGAGAUAGUAUGUAUCCCCUGAUUGUGAGCUCAUUGUGAGUGAUUAAGCUGCUAAGGGCAAAGU